CACGACGGCCGAGUGCUGCUGACCCACUGCGUCUUCUGUCUCUACUUGUCUCCCAUAAUCACCACGCAGACGCCCACUGCAACUCCGCCCUCCUCCUCCAGCGCCGCCGACUGCAUAUUGCUCCUCUCGCAUCCGCACCGCCACCACGCCAUCCCGUGCCCGCUAGCAAAAGUGUCAGCUGAAGCUUAUUCCACCCCAAUCCGAGGCCCAACGCUCGACAGCCAGCCCUACCAGCGUACGACGUGGUGAAACGAGCAGUGCAGUCUGAGGCAACAUUCCACCCAGCGCCUACCCGCGACAGACGACAUCACCAGCGGGGCCGCGCGAAUCGGUGGCCGUCUCGAGUCUCCGUCGCAGUUGCACACCCAACUCGCGCGCUGCACUCUCGUCCUGCCGCUACUGCGCCUGCGCCCUGAGCUGGUCGCAAACUAUCCUUCGGCGUGUGACGCUGCGCCUAUUCUGCUGGCGGGCCAAGGCCGCGCUCUUCGUAAUCGGGCGAGCCACCUCGACCCAAGCAGCCAGACCGAGUCCACAGCCUCACCAGCGUUAGGGGACUUCUCCUGCCGCAGACAUUCGCUCAAACACAAUCAUCACCCGAUCACUCGCUAAACCGAGAUCGGGCGCACACGGCGCCCUCUCCUUCGCCCACCACGUCUUCCAAACACAAACAUCGCACCAGCCUGCUGGGAGGUCAAGACUCGUCAUAUCAACCGCUCCACGGCCACUCCUUCUCGUCGCAGCGCCCACCCAUCUACAACCCCGACCCCAGCGCCGCCUACGAGCCUGGCGGAUACCAUGAUCGUCAGGGCCUGGCCACUCGCAACGUGAUCAACUCCACCCCCGGCAGAAGCAGAAAGUGCGGCAGAAUGUAUAUACCCAAUACACGAUGGACAUGGGCCUUCAUGCUCAUUGUCCUGGUCCAGGCCAUCGCCAGUCUGGCCCUAGAAGUCUACGUCUUUGGCGAAUUCCAGGCGAGCCUGGAAAUAAGCGACGAGCCCGGCGCAUCGCGUCCUUCAGCGACCUACACCAUCCCGACCUACCUUGCGCUGUUCAUCUUCGGUUUCAUAUACGAACUCGUCCUGGCAUGGGACGCGCUCAGAUUGAAAAACACGAUUCAGGUCAUCGGGAUAUGCAUAUACAAUGUCGGAAUGUUGAUCUACUCGUCCGUGCAAAUGGAUCAGGUCGACGAGGCCGUGCAAGAAUUGCUCGGGAGGGGCCAAAUCGAGGAUGAUACCUGGAGGCAGCUCAGACCAUUUCUGGUCGCCGCACCGUGUGUGAUAGCAUUGGGCACCGUGCUGCUGUCAUUUGUGGCCUGGAAGCUGUACAACGAAUUUGCCUGGACCAUCUACAAGCACAUCUCCGCUGAUUUGCGAUUGAAGAGGCGAUAUCUGACCUAUCAGAUUUACAUCGCAUUGCUGAAGUUUGAUUUCUUCUUCUUCCUCGGCUUCACAGUACAAUUCGUCGUCGUGGUGACGGGAACCUCAGAUUCCGAAUUCUACCUCACCAUCGCGGCCAUUCCCAUCACCAUCAUCAUUCUGCUCCUUGCAGCAUACUUCAAUCGGAAAGAGAGCUACGUCGGCCAAUUCUGCAUCAUCGUCAUCUACUUUGCUGCAAUGGCCUACUUCAUCUUCAAGCUGGUCAGGAUGUACACUCCCGCGCGAGAAAAGGACUACCAAGCAGCGCGAUCGUCACUCACCACGUUCGCCGUGUUGACACUCCUACUCCUCGUUGUCACCAUCGGCACCGCAAUUGUGUGCAUGAUGAACUUCAACAAAGGGUUGAAGCCACACAUCCAGCGAAGGAAGGUGCCCAAUUCAGGAGAAUUGGCAGACGGCAAAUGGGCCGGCGACGAUAUCAAUGGCCCCCCACAUCCACUCGGAGUUGUUCCGCAAAGGAUGACGAUAGAUUGAUUGAAUAUGGCAUUCUUUUUUAUUCUGGAGAAAGGAAGGGAAUGGAUCAUCUGCAUGUCGACAGACAGCACGGACACGGAAAUGGCGUUUUCACUGCACUGCAGCGGGCAGAACGAGCAGGAACAGGAAGGACAUAUUGUGUUGCAUCUCACUUUGAUUGCCUCUUCUCACUACCCAGCAUCAACAAUCACGGCCGCGCGAAAGCGACAUCAACAUCACGAAUUGAGUCUUAUUGUAGCAUUGCUUUUUUCAUCGUUGAUAGAUACCUCCAUGAAAUGCUCUGUCAGCAGAGCGAAUGACCCAGAAAAGCGCAAGCUCUCUCUUGUUGCUCUUUUUCC
Cercospora beticola is the source of this 2248-nucleotide messenger RNA. RefSeq lists its product as uncharacterized. Gene Ontology annotation, cellular component: Golgi apparatus. NCBI's taxonomy places the organism in Eukaryota, Fungi, Ascomycota, Dothideomycetes, Mycosphaerellales, Mycosphaerellaceae. The record is from RefSeq and is a predicted model, not a curated record.